GCACACCAUUUUCGAGACACCAACAGCCCAGAGACAGCGUUGAGUCCGCUCGUCCUACUCCAUGUUACGUCUUGGCCACGACGCCGUCACGGUCCAGCACCCCAGCGCGCUCUCCCGCCAAUCCUCAAAUUUGACGCCGUCAUGUCGACCUUCACGAAGCACCUCUCGCUCGCCGACCUCCAGUCGCACCCCAGCGGCGGGGACGGCGAGACCCCGAUCCUGAAGGCCAGCACGGACGCGCGGGCGAAGGACUAUGCGGGGAUAUGCUGCCCGCUCACGACGGACGCGUGGCGAGCGCGCUGGCGGGCGAUGUGCCUCCUCCCCGCGGACGACGGGCACGACAAGGUCGCGAUCGAGCGGCGCGCGGAGGCGUGGCGCGCGACGCCGGCGUUUGAGAGGGAUGAGGUGACGAUGACUAGACUGGAUGAGGCGGAGGGCGUUGUCGCCUUUGCGUCGGACUGGCUGGAGCUGGAUGCGGGCGAUGACUGGGUGCGGCAUGACUCGGAGACGGCCCUCCUGCAAGAGCUCGCAUAUGCAUCCUACCUCAACAUCACCUCCGCGAUCCUCCCGCCCCCAAAGCACCGCUCGCAGAUCGCGUCCUAUGCGCGCGCGGUGAACAUCUGCCUGAACGCGGUACCCUACAUGGAGCUCUCCGUGAUGAUACCCAUCUACGACCCCGUCAUGCUGCACGUCUCCUCGUCAGCGGGCUCCGCUAGCAGCGCCGCCACUGUGUCCAGUCCGAGUAUCCUGUUCAGCGACGAACCGAGUGUGGCGACCUGGGAGAUGUGGGAUGCGAUCCGGACAGUCUGCGAGUAUAACCCGCGGUUGACACUCACACUCGACUUGACACCACCGAUGCCCUCCGUGAUCAGCGUCCUGAGCCAGUGGUCGGCAGAGCCCGUGCGACAUAUCUUCUUACCCGCGUCGACAUUCAUCGCGAACGCGAAGGGAUACCCGGUCCUCCCGAAAGUCGUUCAGGGUUUCAUCCGCGACAUCAUGAAGCUGAGACCUAAUGUCAUUCUGUCCGGCACGACGGCAGGCCGACAUAAGAACGGCGGAGAGGUCGUCUAUUCGCAAUACGUGCGGCAUAUAGAGAAGACGAGCCCUGCGUACAAGGCGUCGAAAACCGAAGGGACAGUAGAAAACUUCGCGCAGGGAUACCAGGAUUAUUUGCAAGCCCCACUGCAGCCCUUGAUGGAUAACUUGCAGAGCAUGACGUAUCAGACAUUUGAACAGGACCCGGUCAAGUAUAGACAAUAUGAGGAGGCCGUAUACGCAGCAAUCACGGAAUGGCCUAACAAAACUGACAAGUUGAUUCUAUGUGUUGCCGGCGCUGGUCGUGGUCCUCUGGUUGCGCGGUGUCUGAAGGCACUUCAACGAGCGAACCGAGACGGCUCGAUCUACGCGCUGGAGAAAAAUCCGAAUGCCUAUGUCACAUUACAGCAGCGCGUACGCGAUGAUUGGGGCGAGAGCGUAAAGCUGUUCUUCGGUGAUAUGCGGACCUUUGACUUGCCCGAGAAAGUCGACAUACUUGUCAGCGAGCUGUUGGGAUCUUUUGGAGACAACGAACUUAGUCCCGAGUGCUUAGAUGGGGCGAUGCGCUUCCUGAAACCGGAAGGCAUCUCGAUACCUGCAUCGUAUACUGCACACAUAGCGCCACUAUCUUCGUCGAAGCUGUUCAACGAGACCAGGGGUACAAAGGACGUGAAGGCGGCCGAAACGCCUUACGUGGUGAUGUUCCAGGCCAUCAAUAUCCUGAGCGGUAAUGGCGGGGGAUUAAGCGGCAAUUGCGGGCCCAAAGUACAGGAGUGCUGGGAGUUCGAGCACCCGCGGAAGGAUGCCGUGCUAAAUGAACAAGGCCUACCGCCAACGAACAGCCACAACGCGCGAUCCGCUCAGCUCACAUUUCACAUCCCCCAUGCGGGCAUCCUGCAUGGCUUGGCCGGAUACUUCGAAGCUGUACUCUACCGCAACAUCGGCCUGAGCAUACACCCAGACCGGAUGCAGUACAUCUCGAAGAACAUGCUGAGCUGGUUUCCGCUCCUUUUCCCGUUUAAGGAACCGUUAUAUCUUCCGAGCUCAUCAGAACUCCAUGUCUCAAUCUGGCGCCUAACAAAUCAGCGGCAGGUCUGGUACGAGUGGUACGCGGAGGCGUUCUUGCCAGUACCAGGCUCGACGUCCAUACGCGCGACGGCGGACGCGGAGAGCAUACGACCGUCUCGCAGCGACUCCCGCGACGGCGGGCUCGCGGUGGCGCGGAGCGAUUCUCGUGAAGGGUGGCUGUCUGUCCGUUCAACGCCUGUCUUGUCGCCGAGUCCGAUGGCCGACGCGGUAGACAUCCCACCUAUCGAGAUUGACUCGAAUGCAGCUGUGGACGGUGAUGCGGUGAAGAAUAACAUCGGGUUGAUAAAGAUCGGACAGACGAGUCUUCACAACCCCAAGGGUCGGAGCAGUUGGAUUGGGCUUUGAGUGGUUUGUAGCAACAGAAUCAUUGUAUCACAAGCUUUUGUAGUCUCCAUCGAGGUCAAGGAGUCAGAUGCAUAUGCCCGUUGUAUCUGCGUGGCUGUACACUCUGCUUGGCUGGCUUGUGGCUGCCUGGGACCUGCGCCCAGGCGUUGCCAGGGAAGAGACUAUCCGCAGCUACUUAUCAGCGUGCAGCGGCAGGCGCCGGCAGCAUAUGGGUUCCAAGAAUAGCAGCGUGGGAGAGGCUGUCAGGAAUUGGAGCGCCGCUUGUUAGCCACCAGGGGAGACGCGCGCUCCUACAUAAACCCAGACCAGUCCUUUCCGCCCAAUCCAUCUCGACUCUGUCCUUUUCGACGAC
Messenger RNA from Rhodofomes roseus, 2821 nucleotides. Its product is annotated as PRMT5-domain-containing protein. Bases 142 to 2469 code for a protein of 775 amino acids. The transcript has 12 exons. The record is from RefSeq and is a predicted model, not a curated record. Gene Ontology annotation, biological process: regulation of DNA-templated transcription; peptidyl-arginine N-methylation. Gene Ontology annotation, cellular component: cytosol; nucleus. Lineage: Eukaryota; Fungi; Basidiomycota; Agaricomycetes; Polyporales; Fomitopsidaceae.